CCAAACCAGCCGCCGGGGAGCGUGAGGCAGAGAGAGAGAGAGAGAGCGGAACAGAGAUGGCACGACAAACCACAAGACUCAUAGCUAACCUGUCUUCAAAACUCUGUCACAGCAAACCCACCACUCCCUGUCCUUCUUCAUCGUCGUUGUCGUCAGCGUAUGCACUGUCGCAGACCCGCUAUUUCGGAUCGUCUCCGUCUCCACCGGCGGUGUUCGUUGACAAGAACACUCGCGUCAUUUGCCAAGGCAUCACUGGCAAGAAUGGCACUUUCCACACCGAACAAGCCAUCGAAUACGGCACCAAAAUGGUUGGUGGGGUUACACCGAAAAAAGGUGGAACAGAACACUUGGGACUUCCUGUUUUCGACACGGUUGCAGAAGCAAAGGCUGAAACAAAGGCUAAUGCAUCAGUGAUCUAUGUUCCUCCACCAUUUGCUGCAGCAGCUAUUAUGGAGGCAAUGGUGGCUGAAUUGGAUCUGGUUGUGUGCAUCACAGAGGGAAUACCUCAGCAUGACAUGGUAACCUAG
Messenger RNA from Ilex paraguariensis (yerba mate), 527 nucleotides. NCBI's taxonomy places the organism in Eukaryota, Viridiplantae, Streptophyta, Magnoliopsida, Aquifoliales, Aquifoliaceae. The record is from the annotation of a GenBank genome assembly.